Alternaria ethzedia is the source of this 1017-nucleotide messenger RNA. RefSeq lists its product as uncharacterized. Lineage: Eukaryota; Fungi; Ascomycota; Dothideomycetes; Pleosporales; Pleosporaceae. Bases 1 to 1017 code for a protein of 338 amino acids. The transcript is spliced from 3 exons. Gene Ontology annotation, molecular function: oxidoreductase activity. The record is from RefSeq and is a predicted model, not a curated record.
AUGAGCGACACGAUGCGCGCAGUAGAUAUCAAAGAUGGCAAAGGCCCAGUCGAGAACCUCCACAUCGGCGACAUUCCCAAGCCGAAGCUCGGAAAGUCGCAAGCGCUCGUCAAGAUCAAGGCUUUUGGUCUGAAUCGCAUGGACCUAUUGCAACGCGAAGGAAUGUAUCCAGUACCCCCUGGUGCUUCAAAGAUCCUUGGCGUAGAGUUCUCGGGUACAAUCGCAGAGUUGAGCGCAGAGGGUGGAGGUAAGGAGGGCUUCAAGGUGGGCGACGAAGUCUUUGGCCUAGCAUAUGGAGGAGCGUAUGCCGAGUACAUUGCGGUGUCAACACAUAUGCUGGUGCGGAAACCAAAGGAGUUGACUUGGGAGCAAUGCGCGGGUAUUCCUGAGACCUGGAUCACAGCAACCCAAGCCAUGUACCUCGUCGGUCAAUUUGCUGCCGGCAAAACCAUCCUCUGGCACGCAGCCGCCUCAUCAGUCUCGAUCGCCGGUAUCCAACUCUCCCUCGCCGACAACGCUUCCGCCGUCUACGCAACCGCCCGUCAAGACGCCAAAUGCGACUUCGCCGUAAAAGAGCUUGGUGCAACCGCUGCAUUCAACACAACAUCUCAGAACUGGGCGGAAGAAGUCAUGAAGGCUACAGACAACAAGGGCGUAGACAUCAUCGUCGACUUCAUCGGUGCAUCAUACUUCCAAGCAAACCUUGAUGCUAUCGCCAAAGAUGGUGUUAUCGUCAAUCUGGGCUUCAUGGGUGGAACCAAGGUGCCAGAGGGUACUGAUAUCAGCGCAUUCAUCAGGAAGAGGUGUACCUUUGUGGGAAGCAGUCUGCGAUCAAGGGAUGAGGAGUAUCAGGGCAAGCUUAGGGAUCAGCUUGUAGAGCAUGCGUUGCCUAAGAUGAAGGAUGGGAGCUUCAAGCUGUUUGUGGAGAAGGUGCUGCCGUGGGAGAAGGUGCAGGAUGCGCAUAGACUGUUGGAGGAGAAUAAGACAAAGGGCAAGGUCAUCUGUACUAUCGAUUAG